AUUAGCUCAUUCCUAAUCAUAGAGAUAUAAUAUAUUAUCAACAUGUUUAAACAAGGAAGACACGUUGUGUUGAUUCUUCUCUUCUUUAUUCUUUCAUUUUUCAUUGGUGCUAAUGGGAAGCACUUUGUGCUUGUUCAUGGAGCUUUCCAUGGUGCAUGGUGUUGGUAUAAGGUUGCAACUAUGCUUAAAUUAGCUGGUCAUAAUGUUACAACUAUUGACUUGGCUGCUUGUGGUAUCAGUCCAAUCCAGGUUCAAGAGAUUCAUUCAAUUUCACAAUAUUAUGAACCUUUCAUGACAUUUAUGGAAUCUCUUCCUCCAAAGGAGAAGGUGAUUCUUGUGGGUCAUAGUUUUGGAGGGAUACCCUUAUCUGUUGCUAUGGAAAAAUUCCCUAAGAAAAUUUCUGUUGCAGUUUUUAUCACUGCAUUGGUGCUUAGUGAAAAUCUUAAUUUCACAAGUUUUAAUCAAGAGAAUUCCACUCGACAGGGAGAAUCCCAAUUAUUCUUCUCAAAUGGGAUAAAUAAUCCUCCAACUGCCUCAUUGUGGGGACCCAAAAUCAUGUCAUCUAAUCUAUAUCAAUUAUCUCCUCAUGAGGAUUUGACACUUGGAUUAUCGUUGGUGAGGCCACAUCCUAUCUUUAAUGACAAAAAACUAUUGUUGAAAGAAACAAGAGUUACCAAACAUAGGAAUGGAAGGGUGCCUAAAGCCUUCAUCAUCAGCAAAGAAGAUAAUUUGUUGACAGAGGAUUUUCAAAUAUGGAUGAUUGAGAAUACUCGUCCAUAUGUUGAGGUGAAAGUGAUAAAGGAUUCAGAUCACAUGGUCAUGUUUUCUAAACCAGAAAAGCUCACCUCUCACAUUCUAAAAGUUGCUCGCAAAUACUGACAAGGAUUUUCAAUUCAUUGGUGUUUUUAAUCAACAGUUUAAGAUUUCCAUCUUUAUUAGUUUGUGAUUUUAUUGAUGUUCUGUAUUAUUUUUAAAAUAAUUGGAGUAUGGUGAAAUUAUUAUAAUUGACACUAAUGAUCAUUUCAUUAAAA
Messenger RNA from Medicago truncatula (barrel medic), 1031 nucleotides. RefSeq names its product methylesterase 2. The transcript has 3 exons. Gene Ontology annotation, biological process: jasmonic acid metabolic process; salicylic acid metabolic process. Lineage: Eukaryota; Viridiplantae; Streptophyta; Magnoliopsida; Fabales; Fabaceae. The record is from RefSeq and is a predicted model, not a curated record. Gene Ontology annotation, molecular function: methyl indole-3-acetate esterase activity; methyl salicylate esterase activity; methyl jasmonate esterase activity. Bases 43 to 879 code for a protein of 278 amino acids.